Pyricularia grisea is the source of this 696-nucleotide messenger RNA. RefSeq lists its product as uncharacterized. The record is from RefSeq and is a predicted model, not a curated record. The coding region runs from base 1 to 696 and encodes 231 amino acids. Lineage: Eukaryota; Fungi; Ascomycota; Sordariomycetes; Magnaporthales; Pyriculariaceae. The transcript has a single exon.
AUGUCCUGCGCAGACCCCGGCCUGCUACUCGAGAACUGUCCCGCCAUCAACCUAUGUCAUGAUGAGACGCCUGACUCGCCAGGCCUCCUGCGACAAUGCCCAAAGAGUGAGACGAAAUGGUUCUGCCUGAGGCCGGACGUCUGGGAAGACAACUGUGUCAACGCCAGUCUGUGGCUGGCGGCCGGCUACGUAGACGAUGGGCGCAACGGCAACCUCAGCGGGAUUCUACUGGCUCACGAACUCGAGGUGAGCCAGAACGGUACCGUCGACGAGCAGGUACCAGUAGCCACUCCAAACAACAGCAAUCACGAUAACACCAUCGCCGUCGGGGCCAGUUUGGGCGCGCUAUUGCUGGCGGCAGCGGCAGCAGCAGUCUUCUUUUGGCGGCGAUGGAAGGCCGUCCUGCACGAGCUGGACGUCAUCUGGCAAGAGUUAGAGACGACUUCACCACCAGACAUCAAUGAUCGGCGCCAGAGCCUGAAGCGAGUACCUUCUGUUGCCGAGGUCGCCUUUCCAGACGAUAGGUCCGAACUGCCGCAGACUGGGCCUUGUUCGGGAUUAGAGAUCCACGAGGCUGACGCGGGGCAGGUCUUCGAGGUCCAUGGUACGAGCAAAUAUAUGCCUUCGACGAGAGCAACAUCACUUCUUAGGUUACCAUCCACUGUGGCUUCGUCUCCCAGAACCAUGCCUCGGUAG